AUGGCUCCCGCUGUCGGUAUCGAUUUGGGUACGACGUACUCGUGCGUCGGUAUCUUCCGUGAUGACCGUAUCGAGAUUAUCGCCAACGACCAGGGUAACCGCACAACCCCCUCGUUCGUUGCCUUCACCGACACCGAGCGUUUGAUCGGUGACUCGGCGAAGAACCAGGUCGCCAUGAACCCCGCCAACACCGUCUUCGACGCCAAGCGAUUGAUUGGUCGCAAGUUCGCCGACGCUGAGGUUCAGGCCGACAUGAAGCACUUCCCCUUCAAGAUCAUCGAUAAGGCUGGCAAGCCCGUUGUCCAGGUCGAGUUCAAGGGCGAGACCAAGCAAUUCACACCCGAGGAAAUCUCCUCCAUGGUCCUCGUCAAGAUGCGCGAGACCGCUGAGAGCUACCUCGGUGGCACCGUCAACAACGCCGUUGUGACUGUCCCCGCCUACUUCAACGACUCUCAACGUCAGGCUACCAAGGAUGCUGGUCUCAUUGCUGGCCUCAACGUCCUCCGUAUCAUCAACGAGCCUACCGCCGCUGCCAUUGCCUACGGUCUUGACAAGAAGACCACUGGUGAGCGCAACGUCUUGAUCUUCGAUCUUGGAGGUGGUACCUUCGAUGUCUCCCUCUUGACCAUUGAGGAGGGUAUCUUCGAAGUCAAGUCCACUGCCGGUGACACUCACUUGGGUGGUGAGGACUUCGACAACCGUCUCGUCAACCACUUCACCAACGAAUUCAAGCGUAAGCACAAGAAGGACCUCACCUCCAACGCUCGUGCUCUCCGUCGUCUCCGCACCGCUUGCGAGCGUGCCAAGCGUACUCUCUCUUCCUCUGCCCAGACCUCCAUCGAGAUCGACUCUCUCUACGAGGGAAUUGACUUCUACACCUCCAUCACUCGUGCUCGUUUCGAGGAGUUGUGCCAGGAUCUCUUCCGCUCCACCAUGGAGCCCGUCGAGCGUGUCCUCCGCGACGCUAAGAUCGACAAGUCCUCCGUCCACGAGAUCGUCUUGGUCGGUGGUUCCACUCGUAUCCCCAAGGUCCAGAAGAUGGUCUCCGACUUCUUCAACGGCAAGGAGCCCAACAAGUCCAUCAACCCCGAUGAGGCUGUUGCCUACGGUGCCGCUGUCCAGGCUGCUAUCUUGUCUGGUGACACUUCUUCCAAGUCCACCAACGAGAUCCUCCUUUUGGAUGUCGCCCCGCUCUCUCUCGGUAUCGAGACUGCCGGUGGUGUCAUGACUCCUUUGAUCAAGCGCAACACCACCAUCCCCACCAAGAAGUCUGAGGUCUUCUCCACCUUCAGCGACAACCAGCCCGGUGUACUCAUCCAGGUAUACGAAGGCGAACGUGCUAGAACAAAAGACAACAACCUCAUGGGCAAGUUCGAACUUACCGGCAUUCCCCCUGCUCCCCGUGGUGUUCCCCAAAUUGAGGUCACCUUCGACUUGGAUGCCAACGGCAUCAUGAACGUGUCUGCUCUCGAGAAGGGCACCGGCAAGACCAACAAGAUCGUCAUCACCAACGACAAGGGCCGCUUGUCCAAGGAGGAGAUCGAGCGCAUGUUGGCUGAGGCCGAGAAGUACAAGGAGGAGGAUGAGGCUGAGGCUGGCCGUAUCUCCGCCAAGAACGCUCUCGAGUCCUACGCCUACUCCCUCCGCAACACUCUCUCCGACAGCAAGGUCGAGGAGAAGCUUGAUGCUGGUGACAAGGAGAAGCUCAAGUCCGAGAUCGACAAGGUCGUCCAGUGGCUCGACGACAGCCAGCAGGCCACCAAGGAGGAGUACGAGUCUCAGCAGAAGGAGCUCGAGGCCGUUGCCAACCCCAUCAUGAUGAAGUUCUACGGCGCUGGCGGCGAGGGUGGCAUGCCCGGCGGCAUGCCCGGAGGUGCCGGAUUCCCCGGUGCUGGCGGUGCUGCUCCCGGCGGUGCCGGCCACGACGAUGGCCCAACUGUUGAGGAGGUCGACUAAGCGUCUCGCUUCUUCGAUCUUGUUCUAUCUUCAUUAUCCGCAUAGAGGGGUUAUUCCUUUGGUUGGCGGUUUUUCUUUCGGAGUUUAGGUCUCUUUUCAUUGCAUGAGUCACGAUUAUGACUGGGUGGGAAAAGUUCCAGGUAGCUGAUGGAUGAUAUUCGUCUGUGUAGCUGAAUCAUGAGAUCCGAUAAUACAUGUUCAAAGUUCAA
Messenger RNA from Periconia digitata, 2165 nucleotides. The record is from the annotation of a GenBank genome assembly. NCBI's taxonomy places the organism in Eukaryota, Fungi, Ascomycota, Dothideomycetes, Pleosporales, Periconiaceae.